Messenger RNA from Cladophialophora bantiana CBS 173.52, 1446 nucleotides. RefSeq lists its product as uncharacterized. Bases 1 to 1446 code for a protein of 481 amino acids. The record is from RefSeq and is a predicted model, not a curated record. Lineage: Eukaryota; Fungi; Ascomycota; Eurotiomycetes; Chaetothyriales; Herpotrichiellaceae. The transcript has a single exon.
AUGAAGCAUUUGUCAUCCUUCCUUUUCCUGGGUAUGCCUCAGAGGGCGAAGUUAGAGACUCAGAAUCAAACUCCUCGGGUACAGAAUGAGCAAACGGUCGCAAAUGAAGAUGAACCGUGUUCAAAAAGCGGGUUGGAAGGAGACACCGCCAUCCGAGCUCCUCCUAGAGAUUCCAAGCAGAGCAUUUCUUCAACAUUUUGCUCAUUCGAGGGCCUGUCCGGUCGAAAACUAGCAAUAACUUCGGGCUCCACCUUUUCCGACCCAGACACUCGCCGUUGGGAACCCCAAGAUGGGAUGACCUGUAGCAUCAAUGACAACGACAGGCAGCAGCGAGGAUCUCUCAACCGCACCAGCUCGGCUUCGGUCCGCUCCUUCACCGCUGCGACGCGAUCGCCGCUGACGGAAGCGCCUGAAGGCACCCUAACUGCCACACCUGUGAAACAAGGCCUUGAUGGCUUCUUUUCGCCGUCCUUGCCUCCAGGUAAUGAGAGUGAUCAGGACGACCUCGUCGGUUUCUCCAGCCAUAUGGAAGCAAACCAAGCCAUCAGGAACCGCGACCCAGUGAAUGCUGAUACAGAAUUCACCACGACCACCUCAUCACUGUCCCAAGAGAUGGACAUAUUUUCCUCCGGCGAGGAGUCGUUCGUGUUCAAUUCUCAAUCCCCACCAUGCAUCGACCCCGAAAGUGAACGAGAGAUUGAAAACCUGGCUUCAGGAGUUGCACAAGACUUGAUGCAAGGGUUCGUUUCUGCGAGCCGAGAGAUGAAACUAUGCACCCCUCCGACCCCGCAAGGAUCAUCGACAAGCUCCAGUUGUGGGGAGCAGGUUGCGGUAGGGUCUCGCCCGUCAACUGAACAGGCGACCGGGACAGCUCGAUCGUCCGAAAAGAAGAAACGGCGUGCACAUGACAAUAAAGACCAGCCAAGAAGACCACGGAGACCACGCAUCGAGAGUCCGAUCCCGGAUGAUGUUGCGUCAGAUGGUCUUCUUGCCUGUCCUUAUGCCAAAUACGACCCAAACAGAUAUUCAGAAAUGAACCAGAAUUUGCAUGAAAAAGCAUAUCGCCGAUGCCGAAGUGUAUGUCUGACAAACAUUCCCCGCUUGAAGCAGCACCUGUACAGAGUCCAUCGACGACCUGAAUAUUACUGUUCAUCCUGCUAUACUGAAUUCGAGUCGGAAAACGAAUGCGGUGUCCACGCUCGGGCCAGGCCUGCCUGCACUUUGAGGGAUUGCCCCUUUCAAGAGAAGAUGACCCACGAACAAUACAAAGCAGUCAAGCGAAGGAAAAUGCGCAGGGAAGCCACGUCCGUGUGGUUCGGAAUUUUCGACAUCCUCUUCCCUGGUGCAAAGCGUCCCCAUACUCCCUAUGUGGAUUGCGCAAAUCCCCCGGCCACAAUGCAGAGUGUCCGAGAUUAUAACACCUUCCUCGAGAACCAUCUACCCUAG